GGAACGAAAAAUCUAGCAAUGCCACCGAAAAAGGGUAAACUGGUCAAACAAAAGCAAUACCUCAACAAUGUAGAUAUUCCACUAUCCAAAACGGGAGCUAAAGUGCUGAAAGUAACAAAUGAAAACGUUCAUCCGCAACCCCCAACCGUCGUAAAAUCGAUCCUGAAACCAACGCCAGUUCCUCAGGAAUUGUCUUCGGCAACAGGAACCAGAACCGACACUAAGUACAAACAACCGGAACUUCACUCGACGUUGGCCGUGAGGAAACAAAUAGAGAUGGUGAAGCAGCAAGCUCACAAAGCUCAGCAGCACGCCAUUACCAGCAUCGGGGAGCUCACUCCGCGCUCCCAAAAAAUAAUCAAAUCUCAGAUCUCCAAAAAACUGAACUAUCAGUUCGAUCACGCUGCGUUCAAGGAACUGGAAUCGGUUAAUGUGAACGAUUCAGUGCUGCAACCAGCUCCCCGGUCAGCUGCGAAGGCGCGAUUCAAGUUCCAGGGAAAAAAGGAUCCCGAACCGUCGUUGAGCGAUUACUUGAACCCGAUCCCGCCACUCUACGAAACGCAACCCUAUGUACCACCGCAGAUAGCUCCUCGUAAUCCAGCCAUCAGCGGAUGGAAUAAUUUCGAUAACAUUAUGCGUGUAUUUAAACGGAUUAAUCCCAUUGAUUAACUGAAAAAAUGAACCUCGAAACGUCGAGAAUGAAAAGCAGAUGUAGAACGAAUGUAACGCAUACUGAGCAUUUAUUAAGUUUCAUGGUUUGUAUGCCUGUUCAUGCAGUUCUGUAAAGGGAAAAGAUUCGUCUAGUACAAUGUUUUCAAGGUGACAUCUAUUUUUCCUCAAGUGCACUACCAUUAAAUGCUGAAUUCCGUGUUUUUUUAAAUGUUAUUCAAAUAUAAAUUUUGUUCCACGAUUUGCUUAUCAUUUCUCUUCUUGUGUGCUGUUCAUUACACUCUAUAUCAUCACAGCGAUCCCAGAUUUUUCGGAUCAUCGUACUUUACGAAGUUCUCGCGCUAGUUAAUGUUACCGAUACGAUUGCAUUUAAAACUCAGAUACUGCACAUGGCGAGGAAGAUUCUCUUCAGUUUUGUUAACAUUCAUUUGAAGGUACUCCAACAAAACCAACGUUUCCGCCGGGUUUGAAGCAGUAAAUUCGCACGCCGCUCUCCGUUUUCCUUAGUUAUCCAGUAUUCUAACAUUUGAAUAUCACCACAUUAUCGUUUGCCAGUUUACCCCAAUUCUGUGGCCUUAUUCAAUUUAGCACUUUUGUCUAUUAGUCUUUAGUAAAAUUGUUAAAAUUUAAUUCCUAUCUCACACUAAUA
Molecule: messenger RNA, 1318 nt
Organism: Anopheles bellator
Lineage: Eukaryota; Metazoa; Arthropoda; Insecta; Diptera; Culicidae
Exons: 2
Coding region: 19-669 (216 amino acids)
Source: RefSeq, a predicted model, not a curated record